Molecule: messenger RNA, 1756 nt
Organism: Diorhabda carinulata
Lineage: Eukaryota; Metazoa; Arthropoda; Insecta; Coleoptera; Chrysomelidae
Product: palmitoyltransferase ZDHHC15B
Exons: 7
Coding region: 320-1279 (319 amino acids)
Biological process (GO): synaptic vesicle maturation; peptidyl-L-cysteine S-palmitoylation; protein targeting to membrane
Cellular component (GO): Golgi apparatus; endoplasmic reticulum
Molecular function (GO): protein-cysteine S-palmitoyltransferase activity
Source: RefSeq, a predicted model, not a curated record
GCCAAAAAAUAAUUUACUAAAAACUGCUACCCAGAAAAAUAAUUUAUUUAUCACAAUUGCAAAUUUACAUGACAUGUAAAACUAUUACUGAUAUAUUUGGUAGGUUAUAUCACAAAUUAGAAAGAAGAAUUAUUUGACAAUUGACGUAGUACUAGACGUAAAAAGUAACAUUAAGUAAUUAUAAAACAAGAAAUUUAUAUUCAAUUGUAUUUUUAUGAAUAUAAACAUUCAACCUUGCCUUAAUGUAUCCCGAUGAUAAAGUUAAGAAAUGGAUUUAUUAAAUAGUUUGGUACAGAUAAUGUAAAUAACAAUACUUCUAAUGGCAGUACCAGGGGGUGAUAAUAAAGGUCCAUGUUACUGGUGUUUCAAGGCAGUUAAAUGGAUACCCGUUUUAUUUAUUGUAACAAUAGUUGUCUGGUCUUACUAUGCUUAUGUUAUUCAACUUUGCCUAUUGACCAUUGAAGAUCUGGUUAAGCAAUUGCUAUACCUAGUUUUUUACCACAUUUUCUUCUUCAUGUUUUGUUGGGCAUAUUGGCAAACAAUUUUCACAGAUAUAGCUACAGUGCCUAAUAAAUAUUCAGUUCCUGAUCAUGUUUUUGAAGCUUAUAUGAAUAACGCUGAUAACUUUGAAACACAAAACAGCAUGUUAGAAAAUUUAGCUAAACGUUUACCUAUUGCCAAUAUUACUUUAAGUGGAGGAGUACGUUUUUGUGAGAAAUGUAGAGUUCUUAAGCCUGAUAGGGCACACCACUGUUCUGUUUGUGGUGUUUGCGUGUUAAAAAUGGAUCACCACUGUCCAUGGAUAAACAAUUGUGUGUCCUUCACAAACUACAAAUUUUUUGUAUUGUUUUUGGGAUAUGCACUUUUAUACUGUAUAUAUGUAUCCCUUACAUCACUUACUUAUUUCAUUGCCUUUUGGAAGGGUGACUUACCAGGUAUGGGACGAUUCCACAUAUUAUUUCUAUUUUUUGUCUCUGUAAUGUUCGCUAUUAGUUUACUGUCACUAUUUGGUUACCAUUGUUACUUAGUUGUUGAAAACCGAACUACACUGGAAGCGUUCCGGCCACCAAAUUUUAGAGAUGUAGGAACAGAUAAGUAUGGGUUUCAUAUAGGCAGGUACAAAAAUUUUCAAGAAGUUUUUGGAGAACAUCCUAAAAAAUGGUUUCUUCCAGUCAGUACCAGUUUGGGCGAUGGACUAACAUUUCCACAGCGACAAAUAGAUGAAGAUCAAGAAUCACUUUUACAUCGGAACUAUGAAGAUGACGUUGAAUCUGUUUGACGUCCAUGAAUUAAAUAAAACGCUGUAUUCUAUCUGUAAUUUAAUUGAGGAGAUAUUUUGGUAUUUUUGUUAUGAAAUAUUUAUAAGAUAGAUGAUAUAUUGUUUUAUUUAUAAGGUCGAGUUGAGAUAGGUUAAUAUUAAAUGCUGUUCGUUGUAAAUCGUUGAGGCCACGGGAAAAAAUGAAAUUGGCAACGUAACACGUUUAUCUCAGAUUUAACAUGUAGUUUGAAUCCUUCACUUAUUCUACGGAAGUGGGGAACUGUCAUAAUAGAGGUCCAAAUUGUUUACCGUACUGUCGUUAUUAUUUAACCUAUCUUAUGCUCUAAAACCUAGUCCACAGAGUACUUCGUUAAUCUGAUCAAUUCUCUAUGUAGAUAUAAAUUCUGAACAUGGUAUUUCUGUAAUUAAUUGACCCGUCAAGUGAAGAACUUAAAAACUAGUGCUGUGAUGGAUUUUAAAUAAAACUAUUAGUAGGAG